Messenger RNA from Centruroides sculpturatus (bark scorpion), 2072 nucleotides. RefSeq names its product amiloride-sensitive sodium channel subunit gamma-like. Gene Ontology annotation, biological process: sodium ion transmembrane transport. The transcript has 12 exons. Lineage: Eukaryota; Metazoa; Arthropoda; Arachnida; Scorpiones; Buthidae. Bases 1 to 1389 code for a protein of 462 amino acids. Gene Ontology annotation, cellular component: membrane. The record is from RefSeq and is a predicted model, not a curated record. Gene Ontology annotation, molecular function: ligand-gated sodium channel activity.
AUGACUGAAAAUAAAAAUGAAACUCAGUUUUGUCGUAGUUUCGUCAAGAUUUUUGUGUUUUUCCUUUGUCUGGGUGGAUUUCUCUAUCAAAGUGUGACUUUUUUAAAUAUAUAUUGGACAUAUCCAACUGUUGUUGAUAUUCGAAUUGAAUACAAACUAAACAUGACUAUGCCUAGCAUCACCGUGUGCAAUAAUAAUAGACUUAGAAGAAGUGUAUAUUGUAAAGCUCGUCCCGAAAACUGUGAGGAAAAAAGUUCGAUGGAAUUCUGUUCUGAUUAUCCUCAUCUUUGUGGAAACGGCUCUUCUAUUUACACAGCUAAGCGAGAAGUUUUUUUAGAAUCUAACAAAUGUAAUCACUCAGAGUUGCAGCUUUAUGGUCAUUCUAUUACUCCUCUUGUUACAAGAUUUGAAAUACUUGAUAGUGAAAACUAUGAUUUUGUUGAAAAGAAAUUUAAUUAUAUUAGAAUAUCGUUAUCCGAAGGAAUAACUUGUCCAAGGAAUUGCUAUGCUCUAAAUUCUGUUGUAGAAAAUUCGAAUUUUGAUUUCGUUCACAUAUCACUUCAAACAGAAGAAAGAAAAAUUAUGAAGUUGUUUCUAGAUUUAGAGCCCGAGGAGUAUUUAGACUUAUCUUCAUCCGCCGAAGGUUAUCUCGCAGUUCAUUCUCCUUUUAAAGUACUUAAUCCGUUUAUAAGGGGUUUUAAACUUCAACCUGGAAAUAUUUAUUAUGUCGAUUUAUUUAUGGAAGAGAAAUUAUCUUUACAAUCGCCUUAUCGUACAAACUGCAGAGAUUACUUGAAAAUAUGGAAAGAGAAAAACAUAACGGGACCUUUUACAUGGGAGAUGUGUGUUCAUCAUUGUAAAUUAACUAAAACUUCGACUAAUUGUGGUUGUGUCCAAAAACGGAUCAUCUAUCCCCAUAAUUUUCCAUUUUGUCAUUCAGAUGACACAUGCGUAAGUAAAUUAGAUUUGGAAGCGUGUUAUUCUUCGUGCCGGCAAGAAUGCAUAUCGCACAGUUUUAAAGUAAGUGUGACUCACAAAAGGAUUCCUGAUGAUUUACUUCGUAUUUACAAAGAAUUUUAUCCUCAAAAUGUUUACAAUACUUUAAGGAAUAGAUGCAUUAUUUUGAUAUUUUCUGUGGAACGACCGGAAUUUUUGUUAUAUCAAUACUUACCAAAAUAUGAGAUUAUCGAAGUGUUUAGUUUCAUUGGUGGGUAUUUGGGAAUGUGGCUGGGAAUCUCGCUUUUCGCUAUAUUCAAUUUUCUGGAAGAUGCCGCUAUAAAAAUUUUCACAAAGUACGAAAAUCAGAAGAAACAUAAGAAACAAAACGUUUGGACCAAAGUAUUGUGCGCUCGCCCAAAACCAUUUAUUCGUCGUAAAAUAUUAGCUUAGCACUAAUGACAAAUUAAGUUUUUUGAGUUUUAUGUAAAUGUUUUCUGAAACAGUCUAUUAUAUGUUUUAUAGAUUUAGUGUAAAUAAAUGUAAUGUAUUUCAAACCUAAAGAAAUAUUUAAUAUUUUUAUUUGAAAAAUUGAAUUUAAAUAUUAUUACACUGAAAAUUCCUGUUCAAUGACAGCAUGGUAACAGGAUUGUCGUUUUUCACAAUUAAAUUAUUUGAGGUGAAUUUGUGUAUUGUUGAAAUAAAUGCAAGUGGAUAAGUUCUCUCUUAAAUUUCUUUUUAUAUACAAGUUAAAAAAACCAUUUAAAAUUAUAUUUUUAGCUAACAAUUGCAAACUUUUAUUGUACUGUACUGUACUGUACAUCUCCUGAUUUUCUGUUGGGAAAAAUUAAAAAUUCUGUUUGGUCCAACAGUUGGUCUCGAUUUCAGAUAUUGUCUUGUUAAUAUGGACUCAAUUUGGUUCAUUUUCUGUUGUUUCAAGUUAUUUUAUGAAAAUUAUAUUAAAAAAUAGUUUGCAUAUGGAUGAUGUUUCUAAAUAUAAUUUUCAGAUAUAAAAUGCCAUUUUACAAAAGCAUUUACAGUCAUAAUGUCUGACUAACUUUAAAACUAGAUAAAAUGUUAUUAUAAUGAGAAAACUUUAUAAUGUUCUAAAAUUAUUAGCUUGAUCUCAAUUUGUA